Molecule: messenger RNA, 1638 nt
Organism: Ectocarpus siliculosus
Lineage: Eukaryota; Phaeophyceae; Ectocarpales; Ectocarpaceae
Source: the annotation of a GenBank genome assembly
AUGCCGGGCGUACGGGUGUCCAUCGCGACGGGUAUAAUCGACUUCCACGUGUACAACAGAACUGUUGGACAGCGCACUGGUGUUCAUGUCUGGAACAGCUCAUACGUCGAUUUUGCUGCCUUGCACGCUGAUAGAGCGUGCGGCAACGGUACCAAGCUUAUCUACUACAUGUCUCCGGGCCAGGUGCUGAGCCGAGAGUUCACUUCCAAGGACACGCAUUCGGCAAGGGGUGAUCUAUUAGUGUCUUACACCGAGGUAAACAAACUGGAGACGAGCAACGCCCUUCGUGCCACAAUCUCGACGCUGAUUCUUGGCUUUAACGCCCCGUCGUUCACGUACGGAACGGAUCUGAUUUUACCGGCUGACACGAACGCGGAGCUAAGGAAGGUGCUCCUGUCUGCAUCUUCACCGCUUGCAGACGGUGCAGUGCGUUCGCCCCUGCCGUUGAAGAAUCAGGAAGCUCCACCAACCGAAGACAAUGAGGAAAAGGAGCAGACCCUUCUGCGGGACUACGUUGUGGCGACGGCCAGUAUCCAUCAGCUUCACACUAGGGUCUACGUUCCGGAGUGGACCCACCACCACUUCUUCGAGGAGAAGUCCAUUUGGGAUAUCCCACUCGUGAAACCUCACUUCAGCUGCGCGCUGGACAUAAAACCGUCGCUGCAAGGCUUGGACGUCGCCGAGAAGAUUCGCAAGUGGGUGGACAGUUUCCGCCAUGGCGCAAGAUGUGAGCGUGGGUUUGUAAAGAUGCACAAGAAGCACCUGAACACGAAGCCCAACUGGGAGUUCGGCCCGCUGAUGUCACCUGAUCCCACGGAAAACGAAAGGACAAAGCUCGAACGCAUGCCGAGCCUCAAGGGCUACAACAUCAGCGUGAUGUUCAGAACAUUUGUCGGAGACGCCGUCCUCUUCAAUGUCGCACUUCCCACGGUGUCCCGAUAUUUCCCAGAUGCCAAGGAAAUAGUGGUUGUCGUGGAAGAGUCGGAUGGAAAGCUGUUCGAGGAAAUUAUCAAGCCGCAUCAAAAGACGGCCCCUUUUGCCAUCCGCGUUGUCACCGAGCCCAACAUUAUGGACGGUCACAUCCAGCAGAAGUACUCCAAGGUCAACAACUGUCCGCGUGCUGGAGGAAGGGGACUUCCUUCGCGGUGGGGGAAGACGUUGUUCACGAGUUCAGCAUCUUCAACACACAUGUACCCUGCUAUUCGAGGAUUCAUGGAGCAACGGCACGGCAUGCCUUUCGAGGAAUUCAUGGCCAGUCGGAGAGGCAAAUGUAUGAGUGUGAAGACGCUAGCGACGUGGACACUUGAAGAGCAAACCCUUCUCCUGUCUGACUUCAAUCUCAUGGGCGCCUACCUGUGGUAUCAUAUGCACGACGAAAUGCAUUGGAUGGCCACCGACCCGUACGACAUGCAAGUGGACGAGUGGCGCAGGGACGUGACCAGAUACGCGUGGGUUUGCCAAGCAAACGGUCGACACGUGCCCGAGGACAAACCAGGCGAGGAGCAGUACAUCGACGGUUUGCUCAGCGUUUCUGACUUCAGUGAAUGUGUAAGCUUCAAACUGUUCUGGAAGCGAAACAUCAUGAAGAAUCCAGAGACACGCGAGCCCAAUCCUCCCCGGUUUCAAAAGGAAUACUGA